Oncorhynchus masou masou (cherry salmon) is the source of this 1400-nucleotide messenger RNA. RefSeq names its product Iroquois homeobox protein 5a-like. NCBI's taxonomy places the organism in Eukaryota, Metazoa, Chordata, Actinopteri, Salmoniformes, Salmonidae. The record is from RefSeq and is a predicted model, not a curated record. Gene Ontology annotation, cellular component: nucleus. Gene Ontology annotation, biological process: neuron differentiation; regulation of transcription by RNA polymerase II; cell development. The transcript is spliced from 2 exons. Gene Ontology annotation, molecular function: RNA polymerase II cis-regulatory region sequence-specific DNA binding; DNA-binding transcription factor activity, RNA polymerase II-specific. Bases 23 to 1108 code for a protein of 361 amino acids.
UCCUUAUGACCACACGACGGGAAUGGCUGGGUCUAUAGGAUACCACCCCUACGCUGCUCCCCUGGGUUCAUACCCCUACGGUGACCCGGCAUACCGAAAAAACGCGACCCGGGAUGCCACCGCCACUCUCAAAGCCUGGUUGAACGAGCACCGUAAGAACCCCUACCCCACCAAGGGCGAGAAAAUCAUGCUGGCCAUCAUCACCAAAAUGACCCUCACCCAAGUUUCCACCUGGUUCGCCAACGCCAGGAGGAGGCUAAAGAAGGAGAACAAGAUGACCUGGACUCCCCGAAACCGGAGCGAGGACGAGGAGGAAGACGAGAACAUCGAUCUGGAAAAGAAUGACGACGACGAGCCUAGCAAGCCGAAAGAGAAGGGAGUCUCGACAGACACAGAGUCAGAUCAUAAAUUGCUGAACCCGGGGGACAUAGUGUGCGACAGAUUUAAAGAGGAGAAUCAUGGCAAAGAAACGGAUCCCCUUCUGAGCGACUCGGAAUUAAAAGACCAAGGGGAUCGGACAGAGUUACUGCCCGAGUCUGCUAAACCCACCACCUCGUCUCCAUCCGCCAUGCCUCGGGGAGGAACGGAGCUCGUUGCGCAAGACAAGCCGUCAGAAAUGGGCCAUGCGCCGGGCACAGUAAACAGCAACGUGACGUCUGUCAUUCACUCCUCCCCAUCGGCCCCUAAACCCAAACUCUGGUCCCUGGCUGAGAUCGCAACGUCCUCAGACAAGUGUAAGAGCAGCAGCGACGGGCCGCAGGGCCAUGGGAUGGGUCACAGCACAGUGAUCACCACCAAUGCAGCGUCACCAUCACGGUCCUCCCCACAGUGCCCUCUCCCAAACAGCACAGUCCUAUCCAGGCCUAUCUACUACACGUCCCCUUUUUACCCGGGCUACACGAACUAUGGCAGCUUUGGACAUCUUCACAGUCACAACAAUCACGGCUCGGGCACGGGCUCCACGGCACAUUUCAAUGGAUUAAACCAGACUGUGUUAAAUAGAGCAGAAGCUUUGGUAAGAGAAAGCCAGAAAGGCAGAGGCCAAACGCAGGUAGAUCUUUGUAAAGACUCCCCUUAUGAACUAAAGAAAGGUAUGUCAAACAUUUAAUACCUUGAUCCCUUUCAAAAAUCCAUCGGACCUUUAUUUAUUAUUUGUGGUUGCAUUACAAAAAAUAAGAAAAAUAAUAAUAAUAAAGGAAAAUUCUGAGAACAGUUAUUUUCUGAGUAAAUGCUAAUCUUCAAAUCUUAGUUUCUGAAUGGUUAAUCCUAAAGAUGUAACAAGAAUGGUCUUCAUCGCUGCAGCCGCCUGAGUCUAUUUGUAUUAAAGACUAAUAUGUAUAUUUAAUGUAGCAUUUUUGUAUUUAAAAUGGACAAUACACUAUCUUUGAAGUAAAUUAUGA